This is a messenger RNA of Onthophagus taurus, 1587 nucleotides long. RefSeq names its product Dihydrouridine synthase 2 (gene Dus2). Lineage: Eukaryota; Metazoa; Arthropoda; Insecta; Coleoptera; Scarabaeidae. The record is from RefSeq and is a predicted model, not a curated record. Gene Ontology annotation, biological process: tRNA dihydrouridine synthesis. Gene Ontology annotation, cellular component: cytoplasm. Gene Ontology annotation, molecular function: tRNA binding; tRNA dihydrouridine synthase activity; flavin adenine dinucleotide binding.
AAGAUUUCUGGUUAGAAUUAAAAUUUUGGUGUGAUUUUAUUAAAAUCAACUUUUUUGAAAUGCCAAUAUUAAAUUAUCAAAAUAAAUUAAUUUUAGCACCUAUGGUACGCGUUGGCUCAUUACCCAUGCGUUUAUUAGCCUUACAUUAUGGUGCUGAAAUAGUUUAUUCGGAAGAAAUAAUCGACUGGAAACUCUUAAAUUCAGUUAGGCAAGUAAACGAUGUAUUAGGCACAAUUGAUUUUUUGGAUAAAACAGAUGGAACGGUUAUCUUUAGAACCUCAAAAGAAGAACAUGAUUGUGUUGUCCUUCAAUUAGGAACUUGCGACCCAAAUAGGGCUUUAAAGGUUGCUAAAAUGGUUGAGGAAGAUGUAGCAGGGAUUGACAUUAAUAUGGGUUGUCCCAAGGAGUUUUCUAUUAAAGGUGGAAUGGGGGCAGCUUUAUUAACAAACCUUCCUAAAGCUAAAGAAAUUUUAAAAACACUCGUGGAAAGUGUAAAAAUUCCAAUAACAUGUAAAAUAAGAGUUUUUGAAAAUGAAAAUGAUACUUUAAACUUGGUGAAAGAAUUGGUUUCAACAGGAAUUGCAGCAAUUGGGAUUCAUGGUAGAACUAGGGCUGAAAGACCUCAACAUCCUAAUAGAAAUGGUUUAAUUAAGUUUAUUGCUGAAAAUAUUAAUAUUCCGGUUAUUGCAAAUGGGGGUUCUAGAGAAAUAGAAAAAUAUUCUGACAUAGAAAAAUUUAAAAAGGAAUGUGGAGUUUCUUCUGUGAUGUUAGCAAGAGCUGCUCAAGGAAAUUGUUCAAUUUUUAGGAAACAAGGAAUGUUGGAUCUUGAUACUGUUAUAUGUAAAUAUCUUGAAUAUGCUGUUAAUUUUGAUAAUAGCCCUAACACUACCAAAUAUGUCAUACAGAAUAUACUUAAGGAAUUGCAAGAAACUCCAAGGGGAAAAAAAUUUUUAGAAUGUCAAACUUUACAACAAAUUUGUGAAAUAUGGGAUUUAGGCGAUUAUUGUCGAAAAAAAGAAUUAGAAUUUUUCGAACGUGGCAUGACUUGUAGAAGAAUGAUCACCCCCGAUAUGUUUGAGCCAGCUAAAAAAAGGACGAAAUUCGAACAAUUCGACGAUUGCAAAGAAUUAAGAUGUGCAUUUAUCAGAGUUAAUUAUGUUAAAGAUACCGAAUUACCCAAAAGUAUUUUACUUGCUUGGUGCUUAAAGAAUAAAAUUGAUGACAAACCUAAAUAUGAAAUUAUUCACCAAGGAAAACUAUUUAGAGCCAUUUUAUCAUUAAAUGGGGAGAAAUAUACUUCAUCUUAUUGGGAAAAGAAUAAAAAAUAUGCCGAGCAAGGAGCCGCUCUUUCAUGUAUUUAUCAUUUAGGAUUAAUUAGUAAAGAAAAACUUAUUGAAAGUGGAAGUGUUAUUAAAUAAGAUAUAAGUUUAUUAUUUUUUUAAUUUAUAUGAUGUAUGCAACCCAAAUGACAAAACAACUUUAUUACUAAAUCAAAUUUAAAUUUAAUUUCUAAUAUUAAUUAUUUCCAUAAUACAACUAAUUCCGAUAAGUGAUUAAUAAUAAAAAUAACUUUAAUUCAUUUAAAAA